AUGUGCUACUGUUCGUGUAUACGGCAAGCCGAAAGCAUGAUGAACGCGUCGAUGGCGCUGCCGUUCACGUGGCCUGGCAACGGAUUAACAGCACAUUCACUGCGUUGCCAUUUGAUUUUUUUCAGUGCUUCAAUAAAGAUGAAACGCUCAAUUGAUCAGCUGAGCGAGACGUGGUCAGUGGCAAAUGAAGUGGAUGUGGACAAGUUUUUGAGAUUUUAUAAGCGAUAUCGCAUCGUGACGCCGUUCAGCGAUCAUGAAAAUCUUAUUGAGGUUAGUUGA
Molecule: messenger RNA, 279 nt
Organism: Anisakis simplex (herring worm)
Lineage: Eukaryota; Metazoa; Nematoda; Chromadorea; Rhabditida; Anisakidae
Source: the annotation of a GenBank genome assembly